CCUUGCUGCAGCAUUUAAAGUCUGGAUGACUCCCUCUUCAUCAUCUUCUCCGCUUCUCUUCAGCCCACAAGAUUUCCACCACCCACCAUGACCACCCCCGCCCCCACCGUCCACGGCCAUUGCGACCCCCGCUUCGCGACCGUCGCCUCAGCGCUCGCGCGCCAAAUCUCCAGCGGAAACGAACUCGGCGCCUCGAUCUGCGUGAGCCUAAACGGCGAACCGGUCGUUGAUAUCUGGGCCGGCCACGCAACCCCGGCAAAAGACAAAGAGUGGGAAAAAGAUACCAUUGCGCCUGUUUGGUCGAUCUCCAAGACAAUCACCGCCCUCGCAGUCCUCCUCCUCAUUGACCGCGGCCAAAUUUCCCCGGAUGACCCCGUGCACAAAUACUGGCCGGAGUUCGACACCGAGGAUAAGCGCGGUGUCCUUGUCAAGCAUUUCCUAGCGCACACCUCGGGCCUGCCCUCGUGGGACCCUGAAAUCAGCGUCGAGACGCUCUUUGACAUCCCGCUCUCGACUGCGAAACUCGUCGCGCAGAAACCCUGGUGGGAACCGGGAACCGCAAGCGGGUACCACCUCAUCUCGCAGGGCCAUUUGCUCGGCGGCCUCCUGGAGCGCGUAACGGGCAAACCGCUACCGGAAUUCGUCCGCGACGAACUCGCUGUUCCGCGCGACGCCGACUUCCACCUCGGUCUUCACGACGAGAGCCAAUGGCCGCGCAUCGCCGAAAUGGUCCCCCCGCCACCCAUGCCCAAGGAGUUCAUGCAGGCCGCCGCGGCAUCCAGAGCACCGGGCGGAGGGGGACCGGGGAUCGGGCUGCGCGCGAUGUUCGGAUGUCGUUUGGACGCAGAAACAUGCAAUACGGCGCCCUUUCGCACAUGCGGGAUCGGGUCCAUGGGCGGGAUCUCGAAUGCGCGCGGGUUCAACCGCAUUCUGGAUAUCGUCACUCUCGGCGGCGCGGCGGGCGGGAAGAGGUACCUGAAACCGGAGACGGUGGAUCUGAUUUUCGAGACGCAGGCGGAUGGGAUUGAUCUCGUUCUGGGAUCGCCGCUGAAGAUGGGAAUGGGGUUCGGGCUUGUGAAUGGGAGUCUGGCGUGGAUGCCCGAGGGCAAGGUCUGUUUCUGGGGUGGGUAUGGAGGGUCGCUGGCGGUUUUGGAUCUGGAUCGGAGGAUUACGAUUACGUAUGCGAUGAAUCGGAUGGAGAUGGGGACGUUGGGGAAUUCGAAUGCGGAGGAGUAUGUCAAGGCGGUCUAUAAGGUGGUUGAGGGGUUGGGACAGGCGAGUUUAUGAGGUGCAGCGUUGGGGGAGGAGCAUGUACCUUUUGCUGGGUUUGCUGUUUGAGGGGAGGACUCGGUGGUGUGUACAUAACGCCGACAUGGCAAAGCAGAUCUAGAAUUGGAGAUAUAAUUCCAGGACGUAACUACUUUUCGCAC
Molecule: messenger RNA, 1430 nt
Organism: Aspergillus calidoustus
Lineage: Eukaryota; Fungi; Ascomycota; Eurotiomycetes; Eurotiales; Aspergillaceae
Source: the annotation of a GenBank genome assembly